GUCGGCUGAUAAAUGGUACAAUAAUACUCGCGUGCCAGACACAGCACACUCAGUCAUACUUCUCUAGCCUUACAAGCAGCACGUUUGAGAACUGUGCUUAUUAAAUAAUUUUGUAUAUUUACGUCGCCAGUGAACGAUCAAGUAUUACCUAAAACAUGAUACUCCCUCUGAUCUGGUUGGCGGUGCUAGUCGCUGUGCUAGCACUGUACUUCCGUCGAGUGUAUUCCAGCUUUAACCGGGAAGGCAUCAAACACUUCAAGCCGGUCCCUUUGCUCGGCAACUUGGGCUCAUUGCUGUUACGAAAAGAGCAUUUCUGCGACCAUAUCAUCAACCUCUACAAAAGCUUCCCUGAAGAACGAUUCGUUGGGAGAUACGAGUUUCUGAAGCAAGUAAUUGUUGUCCGCGACCUCGAGCUCAUCAAGAAAAUGACUGUCAAAGAUUUCGAGCACUUCCUCGACCAUCAAUCCAUGUUUGACACCGGCGACUCCUACUUCUCCAGGAACCUCUUCGCUUUGCGAGGUCAAGAAUGGAAGGACAUGCGCUCCACAUUGAGUCCAGCGUUUACUAGCUCCAAAAUGCGUCUAAUGUUGCCUUUCAUGGUUGAGGUUGGAAAUCAGAUGAUGCAAAUGCUUCACCAAAAAAUUAGAGAAUCCAAAAAUGGUACCAUAACUAUAGAUUGCAAAGAUCUGACAACUCGUUACGCUAACGAUGUAAUUGCAACCUGUGCCUUUGGACUAAAGGUGGACUCCCAAACUGACAAGACCAAUAGCUUUUACAUGCUGGGCAAGGAAUCUUCCGACUUUGGUAUCCGCAAACUGUUAACUUUCUUGAUUGCUUCCAGUUCACCAGCUUUAGCCAAGUUAUUGAAGUUGGAUUUCCUAUCGGAAGAAAGCAAGAAAGGAUUCAAAAAAAUUGUACUUGAUACGAUGCAGAACCGAGAGAUGAAGGAUAUUAUCAGACCCGACAUGAUUCAUUUGUUAAUGGAAGCUAAAAAGGGUAGAUUAACACACGAAGAAGAUAAAACAAAUGAUGUGGCUGCUGGAUUUGCUACCGUUCAGGAAUCAGCUGUAGGGAAAAAAAUGACUGAUAGAGUAUGGACUGAUGAUGAUCUCGUCGCUCAAGCAGUGCUGUUCUUUAUUGCCGGAUUUGAAACAGUUUCAACUGGGAUGGUGUUCUUACUCUACGAGCUGGCUGUAAACUCUGAUAUUCAGGAACGGUUAGCGCAAGAGAUCAGGGAGACUGACGCCAAGAAUGGCGGCAAGUUCGACUUUAACUCCAUACAGAACAUGGUCUACAUGGAUAUGGUCGUGUCAGAGGCUCUCCGUCUGUGGCCACCUGCAGUUACUCUAGACAGAAUAUGCACUAAGGACUACAACAUGGGUAAACCUAACCCAAAAUCUGAGAAAGAUUUCAUUCUCCGUAAAGGCACCGGAGUCUGGAUACCUGCAUAUGCCUUCCACCGCGACCCUCAAUACUUCCCCAACCCUGACAAGUUCGACCCCGAGCGCUUCUCAGAAGAAAACAAGCACACCAUCAACCCUUUCGCUUACAUGCCCUUCGGUGUUGGACCUAGGAAUUGCAUUGGGUCAAGAUUUGCUCUUUGCGAGAUAAAGGUUAUGGUUUACCAGAUUCUCAAAGAAAUGGUGCUUUCCCCAUCUGAGACGACCUGCAUACCAGCGAAAUUCAGCAAAGAAAGCUUCAGUAUGAGGUUGGAUGGAGGGCACUGGCUUAAGUUCUCGCCGAGGUAUUAGAAGAAAAUGAUACUGAGCAUGAUGCUUUAGACAUUCAGGAUAGAUUUUUAAUUUUACAGCGCAUUUUGGUCAGUGGAAU
Molecule: messenger RNA, 1830 nt
Organism: Spodoptera exigua (beet armyworm)
Lineage: Eukaryota; Metazoa; Arthropoda; Insecta; Lepidoptera; Noctuidae
Source: the annotation of a GenBank genome assembly